Molecule: messenger RNA, 1443 nt
Organism: Ctenopharyngodon idella (grass carp)
Lineage: Eukaryota; Metazoa; Chordata; Actinopteri; Cypriniformes; Xenocyprididae
Gene: lysmd2
Product: LysM, putative peptidoglycan-binding, domain containing 2
Exons: 3
Coding region: 259-897 (212 amino acids)
Source: RefSeq, a predicted model, not a curated record
GAUAGGGGUGUCAUCAUCACACACGCGCAGAUCAGGUUUCAUUGGACCUCUCUGCGUCUUUCACGCAGGCCCGCGGUAACGACAAUGGCGACUGGAAAAAUAACACAAUUUUCUAGCUUCCUCUAAGUAUCACCGCUAAAAAUGCGCUGCUCGGGGUGUGACGGUGGAAACAUGCGUAUCUUGUGAGUUGGCUAAUAUUAGUCUUUUGGUGGUGAAGCGCGCGCGCGUCACGGCAGCUUUAAUAAUAACGGAUUGAAGAUGGCGGAGUUUUCUCCGGUGCUGCCUCCGUUGCGGGAUGAUGGAGGAGGCGGGCGGUAUGGACAGCCGCUGUUCCCCAGAUCACGGUCCGGUUCGGAGUCGGACAGUGAAUUAUCGCAGAGUUUGGCCCGCACAAAGACGCGCUCGUACGGCAGCACCGCAAGCGUCACGGCGCCGUUAGGAGAAACAUACAUAGAGCACCGGGUAACGGACGGGGAUACACUGCAGGGUAUAGCGCUCAAAUAUGGUGUUACGAUGGAGCAAAUUAAACGAGUCAAUAAACUAUUCAGCAAUGACUGUAUAUUCCUGCGAAACACUCUCAAUAUUCCUGUUAAGUCCGAAAAACGUUCCCUCUUUAACGGACUGUCUCUGGAGUCACCUGACAGUGAGGGAACCACACUGCUGGAGUCGCCGUGUGUGAGUCAGGAUGUGGACAUCCCAUCACCCCCACCAGAACCGGCCAUCCCGGAGCCCAACACCCGACCCGUGCAGGCAGAAGAGCUGUCUGCUAAAGACUACUUACAUCGACUGGACUUGCAGAUCAAGCAGUCCAAACAAGCCGCCCGCAAACUGAAAGAGGAUGGUGGGAGAGAAGAAGACGACCCAUCCAACUCAACAUCAUCAUAUCAGGAGAUCUGAUUGAUUCUUCUUCAUCUGUUUACCUGCAGCGCUGACAAUGACCCAUCAUCAUCUUCAUUAUUCCAUCCCUCUUUUGCCUACUUUUUUUACUCUACCAUUACCCAAACUGCAACACAGGACUAACAGGUCCAUCAUUGCCUUCUUCAGCAGUAUUAUAGUGAUUUUAUUUCUGAAUUUUAUCAUCGUUGUUCCAUCUCACAUAACAUUAAAGAUGCUACAGCCGAGUUUGUCUUCUUUAGGAAGCAAUAGCCAUCCACAUCGCAAACUUAUAACCACAGUCUACGCUCCUAUGAAAUACUGUAUCUGCAGUCUGUCCCGUAUAACGUAUCACAGAUAAAACUACUCGGACUCUGUGUGGCUGCCUGCUGAUUUUAAUUUAUUGUUUUUUGUUUUGUUCGCCUAUAAAAGCUUUAUGUGUGGGGUUGAAAGGGAUAAAUAAUGCUGUUUUGGUGUGAAUGUUGUGUUUUUGUGUGUUGGGGUUUAAUAAAAAUGUUUUACUGUGCUGUUUGAUUUGGGUUAUGCAGAAUAAAUGCUUCUGUAAGAUGA